GCGACGCAGCGCGUGCUACGUACGACAUGUCGGACGAGACAGAGGCAGAGGCAGAGUGUGGCGCGUCGAACAUACAUGGCCACAAUGCGCACGCUGUCGGACGAACAGACCCGGCUGCCCCGUGUCGUCAAUCUGUCGUUCUGGUCGUCACUGGUGCCGCGGUUCCUGCGCAGAGCGACGACAGAGGAGGAGGCGGCGGCUCGGGCAAAGCGAAGAAACAUUGGUGCAGAGGAGAAGCGGACGGGCCUAAUCUUCCUACUGCUGGGCAUCUUGGUCGGGUCGAAUGCUAUCAACAUCAUCGGCGUGAAGCGUGAGAUGCUCAACUUCACACGGCAGACCGAUGCGAAGCUGGAGUUGCUGCGAGAGAUCGUGGAGCGCGUCAAGAGAGGCGAGGAUAUAGAUGUCAAAAAGGCACUGGGCACAGGUGACGUAGAGCAGGAGCGGGAAUGGGAGCAAGUCAUUCAGGAGCUGGAGCGGACCGACAUGCUCUUGGAGGGUCGGAAGAAGCGCGAUGCCAAGCGGGCAGAGAAGGCUGAACAGGCACGGCUGAGAGACGAGGAGAGGGAACGCAGCAAGCAAGACGUCAAGACGACCACGGACGAGCCUCCCGCUUCGAGACCAAAGUUCCUGAUGUGAUCUCGCUACCUCCUACCAUGUGCUUGUUAGAAGCUCAUCUACAGGUUUGCCCAUCGAGUGACAAGGCAGAGUCGCUCGCACUCCCUUCCUUGCAUCAGCCACCAAGUGAUGUUGGUGGACAGUAAAGGGACAUGAUUGCGGACGGGUACGAUGGACUCAUUCAUGUUUGGCAUUUUCAUGGAUACCUCCCUCUCAAUAGACCUGCGCAUCUUCGGACUUACCCUGGGACUGGUAUGGACUCGCAGCGGGAACUUGCUCGCACACCUGCAGCUGGAACUUACUAGGCAGAGGCUCGGUGGUCACCAUCAAUCUGUCGCGGGCCGUGAGAUCAUACUCAGUCAGCUGUGCGCGCGAAAUUUUGGCUGACCGGUCUUUCGUAUGGCAACGCAAGACUACCGUUCUGCUCGUGUCAUUAGGAGCGCUGCGUCCAGUGUCCAGCACCAGGGACAGCUCAGGAGGUACUCCAUUUCGGUCUCAUGCUUUAGCGACGGGAUUCAUGCCUCCAUACGAGUCCAGACGCCCGCAGUUCUGACGAUGUUCUUUGCGCUCUCUUGAAUAUGGAGCUCUCAAUGAACCACAAAUCAAGCAAGGCAAAAAUCAUCCGGGAAUCGUACUGCAAGCGCCCCGAUUGAGGUGAGUUCUGCACGGGUAUCCUGCACGCUAGAAAACUGCAAACUCGCACUUGCUGCACAGUGCACAGAACAUAUGCAACGACCUUUGUUGAUCUACGGAACAACCAUGAGGAUGGGCAUGAGUUCAGUUUGGUGGAACCUGACAUUACUCAAUGUAGCGAGACUUCGUCACCAUCAGUUUCCCCAUGAUUCCGUCUCGCGUCGACUCUAGAGAUAAGCGGCGAAGUCGAACGCCUCAACCCCAGUGCCAUUUCACGC
Molecule: messenger RNA, 1526 nt
Organism: Sphaerulina musiva SO2202
Lineage: Eukaryota; Fungi; Ascomycota; Dothideomycetes; Mycosphaerellales; Mycosphaerellaceae
Exons: 1
Coding region: 76-636 (186 amino acids)
Source: RefSeq, a predicted model, not a curated record